Messenger RNA from Corythoichthys intestinalis (scribbled pipefish), 4861 nucleotides. It is a transcript of the gene camsap2b, whose product is annotated as calmodulin regulated spectrin-associated protein family, member 2b. The transcript has 24 exons. Gene Ontology annotation, molecular function: spectrin binding; microtubule minus-end binding; calmodulin binding. Gene Ontology annotation, cellular component: microtubule minus-end. The coding region runs from base 273 to 4718 and encodes 1481 amino acids. The record is from RefSeq and is a predicted model, not a curated record. Gene Ontology annotation, biological process: cytoplasmic microtubule organization; negative regulation of microtubule depolymerization; neuron projection development. NCBI's taxonomy places the organism in Eukaryota, Metazoa, Chordata, Actinopteri, Syngnathiformes, Syngnathidae.
UCGGUUCGGCCAGAAAAACGCAGAGACGGCCUGGCGAGGAAAGAGCUAGCGAAGGAGAACCAAAUAGAAAAAGAAAACAAAGGAGCAACAUGAUCACAAGUGUCUUAUUAGCGUGAAAGUUUCUUCCGUGGAUGUCCUUGUGCUCGGGAAUGGGGAGGAAUCUACUCAACUACAGCACAAGCGAGGACGUGAAAGUGAUCGUCGUCGGGAGGAAUUCCUUCGCCUGACUCGCUUUUGGUACCUCCUCCUGCCGCAGUGGAGCAGCAGAGACGAUGGGAGAUGCGGCGCACGACGGCGGUGUGAGGCGGACCUUCAUCGUUCCUACCAUCAGGAGCUUCGAGCAUUAUGACUUCACCAGGGCGAAGAUCUGCUCCAGCCUGACGUGGCUGGUGGCCAAGGCGUUUGGCUCGGAUGAAGUGCCGGAUGAGCUUGCGGAGCCUUUCUACAGGGACCAGUACAACCAGGAGCACCUGAAGCCACCAGUGGCCAGCCUACUCCAGUCCGCAGAGCUCUACUGCCGGGCGGGAAGUCUGAUCCUUCGAAGUGAUGCCGUCAAACCUUUACUAGGCCACAAUGCCGUCAUCCAGGCGCUGGCCCAGAAAGGUCUUUAUGUCACGGAUCAGGAUAGACUUGUCACAGAGAGAGAUCUGACUCGCACUCCGAUACUCAUGACAUCCCAUCUGGCACUUAUCGACACGCUGAUGAUGGCGUACACGGUGGAGAUGAUGAGCGUGGAACGGGUAAUGUCCUGCAUCAACAGACAUUGCUCCGCCGGGCCGUCGCAUACUGACGCACAUGUCCACGAGCUGCCUUAUGACACCGAGGAUGCCAUCACCACGUGGCUCAACAAGGUGAACGAACACCUGAGAGACAUUCUUAUUGAAGAGCAGAAGCUGAGAGAAGUUUCCCAUCAAGAAUCAAACACAACACCCAAGUCUCCCAACAAAUGGUACUGGAGACUUGUACCUGCUCGGUACAGGAAGGCGCAUGUCCAGCAGAGCAACGCACCCUUGCUUCCCCUGGUGGACAAUCUGCUGAAGGACAACACGGACGGUUGCGCCCUCGCAGCUCUGCUGCAUUUUUACUGCCCGAAGGUUGUUCGGUUUGAAGAUAUCUGCCUGAAGGAGAUCAUGUCACUGGCUGACAGCCUGUACAACCUCCAGUUGGUGCAGGAGUUCUGCAGGACUAACCUGAACCACUGCUGCCACUUCAGCCUGGAGGACAUGCUCUACGCGCAUGCAUCCAUAAAGAGUAACUACCUGGUGUUCUUGGCUGAGCUUUUCUGGUGGUUUGAAGUGGUUAAACCCUCGUUCGUCCAGCCCAGAGUCUUUAACCCGAACGCAUGUGAGCCUAUAACGUCUCAUAGAAAAAUGGCUCCUGUGUCCAAGCAGAACAAUGUUGAUAGACCUGAUAGCCCAGAGGACAUCUCUGAUGAAGGUUUAAUGAAGAGAUCUACCUCCAUGUCCUUUGUGGAAAGCUGUGUUGGAACCUGGCCACAGGAGAGACGCUGUUCGCCACGUGGAAUCUCCUUUGAGAUCCCUCUGGAUGGAGACGCCACAGUGCCGCCCUGUGACGCAACCUCUCUCCGCGGCAUGACCCGCUCCGCCAGCAGCGACGGUCUCGGGUUUAAAAUUCACCAUGCGCCCCGAGGUGCCAUGAAGCGCCACGUGUCCCUCACGCCCGUCAGCGUGAACGGACAGAGUCGACACUUUGCCGAGGAGGAGGAAGACUUAGCCCCGCGCAAACCACUGGGCAGGAACAACACCUUUUCAAUCAAGAACCAAAGCAGGCAUCCCAAUGGAGUCCUUCCUGACACCAAUCACCACGGUAACCACAUCAGUCCCUCGACUCCUCCGAGCAUUGAGGAGGCACUAAAGAUUAUCCACGACACAGAAAGGCCCCACGCCAGUUUCGGCAUGCUGGAUAGAAACAAUGGCUUCUUUCUCCAUGACGUGCCAUCUUCAGGACCUCCGGGGGCGGCGGGUCAAGGAGACGACCCGGGUGCGGCUAAAGCCCGGUUCAAUGACCAUGACCCUAACUCUCUCUCAACAGAUGACACAGGCAUCCAUGUUAGGACAGAGGAAAUCCAAAGCUUAGAUGAAGACUCCUCUCUGAGAGACUAUUCGGAUAUAGACCCGGACUGUGAGACCAUGACACGCUCGUGCCCCCUGCCUGAGAGGGAGCGGAACUGGGACGGACGCCAUACAGGGGUCGGGGAGUCAAGCCCUAGCAAUAGAGGGGACGGCGAAGACAGGAGUUCAGCACCAACGUUGCCCAGAUCGCACACUGUGAGCCCCGCUUCUUCCUACGGCGGUUCCGGGGGCGCCGUGGUGCGCAUGACCAGCUUCGCCGAACAGAAAUUUAGAAAGUUGGAAGGACGGAGUAGUGGAGGAACAACACCGGAGAGUUCAGAUGUCAACAUGUCGUAUAAACACCCAGCGAAGAACAGUUACUCCAAGAUCGGUACACCUCCUUUGCCAAUCACAUCUCCCUCCCCCAUCACUCCUCCUCCCCGAGACCCUUCCCACCUGAUCGCCUCCGAGAUGAUCCAACUUCGAAUGAAGCUGGAAGAGAAACGCAGAGCCAUCGAAGCCCAAAAGAAGAAGGUGGAGGAAGCGUUCACGCGGCAUCGUCAGAAGAUGGGCAGAACGGCCUUUCUGAACGUUGUCCGAAGAAAAGGAGUCACUAGUCCGCUCAGUCCCAAUUCAAGUGUAACGCCUCCUGCUAAGAUGCUAAACAGCCACGGGACCAUGGAGAGAGCGGAACGAUGCAAGCCUGAUGGCGCUGCUCCUAAAUCGCCCUGUGAAGAUGGCGGGGGCCUGACGCCUGGGGAAACUGACCUCGCCGAGUACACGCGCUCCAUCGAGCGUCUGAACACGUCGCUGGGCUUCCUGCAGACAGAAAUGCAGCGGCUGGCUCAGCAGCAGGAGAGGAUCAUGUCCAUGAAAGAACAGCAGCAAAAGGCCUGGGUUAUUUCUCCCCCUGCACCAUCACCUCACAGGCAGCUCCGUGAGUUACGUAGCAGCAGCGUCACAGGUCGAGGAUCAACUAGAGGAUCGGUCGGCUCCUUGUCCCCUAUUUUGUCCUCGUCUGGCUCCGCCAAUCCCAUCAGUCGUCCCUCCACCGGCCUCAAGCGACGGCCGGCUUCCUUCCACGCCAGAACUCCGCGAACUCCGCGACCGACCGACCUGAAAAUCACGCCCAUAAACCGAAUGCUCAACACUCCCACCUCGGUGGAUAGCUUACCGAGACUGAGGCGGUUCACGUCGAGCCAAACGCACACUAGCUCGUUUGCGUACCUGAGUGCCGACGAGGGAUCUGCGGAUAGCAAAAGCUCGGAGACUAAGCAAAGAGAAGAAAACACAAAGGACGAAAACGAGAUCACGGAGAAGAAGAGCGCGGGCACUCUUCAGCCUACUGCGGCCAAAGAAACGGAAGAAGAAUCAGCAGAGCAGGAAGAAUCGCUCCUAAGGGAGGAACAGCCGAGAACUUCUGAAGUCCUGCGUCAACCGAGGUCGGAAACCGAAGGUAGCAAACAACCUCAGGAUAAGAGAGAACUGGUGGAGGUGACGCUGUCUGGAAGCUGGCCUCCAGAGUCUGAAGCUCAGGAAGCAGGUGGAGAAACUGGAGAGGACCAAAAGAUGUGCUGUGGAUUCUUUUUCAAGGAUGACGCAAAGGGUGAAGAAGACAUGGCGGCGAAGAAAGCAGCUCUCCUGCAGAAAAGGCUAAGGCGGGAGAAGGAGGCGCAGGAGAAGAAACAACAGCAAGAGCUGGAUCAGGAGCAGAAAAAGGAAGCUGCAAGGCUGAAAGCAGAGGAAGAGCAGCAGAAGAAGGAUGAGGAGAAAGAAAGACGAGAAUUCAUCAAGAAUGAGUAUUUGAGGAGGAAGCAGCUGAAGCUCAUGGAGGACAUGGAUCAGGUCGUGAAGCCCCGAUGCGGAAGUCUCAAGAAGAAGCCUCGCCCCAAGUCCAUACACAGGGAUGUCAUGGAGUCCUCUGUGACCCCCGUGAGAGGAGCAGGAGUGCGUCCUCGAGGCUACUCUGUGUCAAGCGUCUCUUUGGCCUCUCUCAAUCUGACUGAUAAUGAGAGCAACCAUCCAGAUAACAAGAAGAACUACAGAGGCAAUAAAGUAGCACAUUCUCACAUCCCAUUCUUUCUAAACUCUCCUAAAGAAAGAAAGGGAAGGCCAGACUCUGCCGAGGGUUUCUCCUCAUGUCCCUCCGCCGGUAGUCGUAACGGAGAGAAGGAUUGGGAGAAUGAUUCCACCACUUCCUCCACUCCGUCCAACACUGAGUACACAGGACCUAAACUAUACAAGGAACCCAGUGCUAAAUCCAACAAGCACAUCAUCCAGAACGCCCUGGCCCACUGCUGCCUCGCUGGAAAGGUCAACGAAGGGCAGAAAAACAAGAUCAUCGAUGAAAUCGAGAAAUCCGAAGCCAAUAACUUCCUGGUGUUGUUCCGUGACGCCGGCUGCCAGUUCCGCUCGGUGUACGCCUACUGCCCCGAAACGGAGGAGAUCACCCGGUUGGUCGGCAUCGGGCCCAAGACCAUCACGGGCAAGAUGAUAGAACGAAUUUAUAAGUACAACUCGGACCGGAAACAGUUCAGCCAGAUCCCGGCCAAAACCAUGUCAGCCAGCGUGGACGCCAUCACCAUUGCCAGUCAUUUGUGGCAGAACAAGAAGCAGGGCACUCCUAAAAAGAUGCACUUGAAGUAGCCACAGAGCAACAUUCUCUGGGAUAUAGAAAGUCGUUUGUUGAUAUUCAAUAUCCAUUUUAAAGUCCAUGUACUAGGAUGCUCUUUGUCUUCUUAAGACAAUUUUACUCUGGUACACUCGUAGAGCAAGUAGUGGAAAGAUUU